Molecule: messenger RNA, 1904 nt
Organism: Brassica oleracea var. oleracea
Lineage: Eukaryota; Viridiplantae; Streptophyta; Magnoliopsida; Brassicales; Brassicaceae
Product: pentatricopeptide repeat-containing protein At4g02820, mitochondrial
Exons: 2
Coding region: 1-1560 (519 amino acids)
Cellular component (GO): mitochondrion
Molecular function (GO): protein binding
Source: RefSeq, a predicted model, not a curated record
AUGAAUCUAAGCAUUUUUCUCCGCCGUACCCGGCCAACCGUAGCCUCCUUUUGCCGCCUUUUCUCGGCCGCAACGGUGGAGACGACGGAGACUGGAGCGCUGGUGAAGACUGGCGGCGGGGGAGGACGGAGAGACACUCUAGGAGGGAGGCUAUUAAGGCUUACGUAUACCAAACGCAGCGCGGUGGUUAGUAUACGGAAAUGGAAAGAAGAAGGCCAUACCGUUCGCAAGUACGAGCUUAAUCGGAUCGUUAGGGAGCUUCGUAAGAUUAAGCGAUACAAACACGCUCUUGAGAUAUGUGAGUGGAUGGUUCUGCAGGAAGAUAUAAAGCUGCAACCUGGUGAUUAUGCUGUACAUUUGGAUUUGAUUUCUAAGAUCCGUGGCUUGAACAGCGCUGAGAAGUUCUUCCAAGACAUGCCAGAUAAAAUGCGAGACCAUGCUGCUUGCACAUCUCUUCUCCACAGCUAUGUGAAGAACAAGCUCUCUGAUAAAGCCGAAGCCUUGUUUGAGAGGAUGGCGGAAUGUGGUUUCUUGAAGUCUUCUUGUCUGCCGUACAAUCACAUGUUGUCCAUGUACAUCUCCAAAGGGCAGUUUGAGAAAGUCCCGGAGAUGAUUAAGGAGCUCAAGAGCAAGACAUCGCCUGACAUUGUUACGUAUAAUCUGUGGAUGACUGCUUUUGCCUCCGGGAAUGAUGUGGAAGCCGCCGAGAAAGUUUAUCUUAAGGUAAAGAAGGAAGCAAACUUGAGUCCAGACUGGGUGACUUACAGCCUCCUCACCAAUCUGUAUGCUAAGACGGGUAAUCUCGAAAAGGCUAAACUUGCUUUGAAGGAGAUGGAGAAGUUAGUCUCUAAGAGAUACAGGGUUGCUUAUGCAUCUCUCAUUAGUCUGCACGGGAACUUGGGGGACAAAGAUGGAGUUGACUCUACCUGGAAGAUGAUUAAGUCAUCUUUCAAGAAGAUGAAUGAUGCAGAGUAUCUCAGCAUGAUAUCUUCACUGCUGAAGCUUGGAGACUUCGAGCAAGCCAAAGGUUUGUACGAUGAGUGGGAGUCUGUUUCUGGGACAAGAGAUGCCAGAAUCCCCAAUCUAAUCCUUGCCGAGCACAUGAACAGAGAGGAGGAGACUCACCUGGGAGACAAGUUUUACGAACGAAUGGUGGAGAAAGGGAUAAACCCUAGCUAUUCUACAUGCGAGAUUCUCACAUGGGGGUAUCUCAAGCGUAAAGACAUGGAGAAAGUGUUGGAUUGUUUCGGGAAAGCCAUUGAUGCUGUGAAGAAAUGGACUGUGAAUGUAAGGUUGCUUAAAGCGGUGUGCAAGGAACUCGAGGAACAAGGAGAUAUUAAAGGAGCAGAGAAGCUUAUGAGUAUCCUCCAAAAGGUUGGUCAUGUGAACACUCAGCUCUACAAUUCUUUGCUGCGUACCUACGCGAAAGCCGGUGAAAUGGCACUCAUAGUUGAAGAGAGGAUGGCAAAGGACAACGUAGAGAUGGAUGAAGAGACUAAGGAGCUUAUAAGAUUAACUAGUCUAAUGCGUGUGACUGAAAUCUCGACCACCAUUUCUUGAGCCUCAAAGCUGCAGAGUCAGUAUCGGUUGGAAAACUGAACUCGUUUUGGAGUGAAUCCAUGAAGCUUUUUGCUAUAUUUAGAGAGGAGAUAUGAUGAAUCAGUAAUUUGCUCGGACAGUUAGAGCUGAUGGAGAGUGAUGUGUCCAAGGCUGCAAAGGAUUGCUCUUUUUUUGUCAAUUUUAUAUUGCUAGAACUUUUUGUUUGGUGCCAAUUUUUAUUUGUUGGUUUCUUUUCUGUAGUUAGUUCUCUAUAGGGUGAUGAUGUCAAACAAUCUUUGAGAGGUUGACUAACUGAAAAAAACCUACUUCGACUCUUCUUGUUGGGCGGUUAUGACUUUGUGUAA